Molecule: messenger RNA, 794 nt
Organism: Hypoxylon trugodes
Lineage: Eukaryota; Fungi; Ascomycota; Sordariomycetes; Xylariales; Hypoxylaceae
Exons: 1
Coding region: 231-695 (154 amino acids)
Source: RefSeq, a predicted model, not a curated record
AGAUUAUAUGAAAGUUUACGCUCGGUGAUGAUGUUCGCAUUUAUAUAUCUAUAGUGCUCCUUCGGAACAUUCAUUUGCCUGUCUUAUUCUUGAAAAAUACCAAACCAUCAGCAGAUAAUAUUCGAAUCAUAUACUACUAUUAAGAGACCUCUUUAAUUAGUAGGGCAUCCUACAUCCAUAUCCUGUCAGCAACCUUAGGAGGAAAUCAACAACACGAUACACAAACCACAAUGUCCGAAGACUUGGGCAAGUUCAUCGGCUUUAUCGUCGUACAUAUAAUCCUAACCCUCCACCUUUACCUCGUCGACCGAUUUGUUAAGCGAUGUAUACUCCCACGGCGCCCCCAAAUCGUAUACUGGGGCCGGCGUACGCAAUCGACCUUACAUAUACCGGAACGUCUCCAUAUAUUUUCGGUCGCGGAGCCCGGGAUAUUAGAUGAACCCCUACGAAACGCGGUCAUGAUGUUAUCCAUGAUAGGAUUGAUAUCUAGCUUGGGUUUAUUAGCUUGGUGUGUUAAAGGCACGUUCCGGGACCCCGUGGUGUGGGUUUUAGGGUUUGCGAUGCCCGCAUUCUGUAUGCUUCUACUGUGGCUCGGACUUAUUAUUGCGCGGAGGCGGUUUGAGAGUCUUCCUUGGGAUGCGGAUGUAAGUGGAGGCUUCAAGGAGGGGGGUACGCAUACUGAGAGUAGAAACUAGGAUCUGGAAAUGGAGAUUGGGUGGCUUUGGGAUAAUGCUUGGAUGGGAUACUGGGCUUAAGUUGUAAUACGGAAAUGUUGAUAAAAUACAGUAAGGGCU